This is a messenger RNA of Plasmodium vinckei vinckei, 807 nucleotides long. Its product is annotated as conserved Plasmodium protein, unknown function. NCBI's taxonomy places the organism in Eukaryota, Apicomplexa, Aconoidasida, Haemosporida, Plasmodiidae. The transcript is spliced from 2 exons. The record is from RefSeq and is a predicted model, not a curated record. The coding region runs from base 1 to 807 and encodes 268 amino acids.
AUGCUUACACUUUUUAAUAGACCUAUAAAAUAUAAUUUUUUGUUUUUUUCAUAUUUCUCUAUACCUUUAUUUAUUCAUUUAUUUCAAAAUUUUUAUGUUUGUUUUGUUUUAUAUCCUUCAAAAUUAUCUGACCAAAUAAUGGGCCACCCAUAUAUAUGUACCUAUUUUAUUUUGUUAGUUUUAUUUUUUUUUUUAAGUAAAAAUUAUGUGUUUACCCUCAAAGCUCAUGGAAAUAAUAUCAACCAAUUUAAUACAAGGUUAGUAGCAUAUUCAAAAUAUCCAGAUUAUAUUAACAGUGCUAAUAAAAAAAACAAAAACAAAUAUUUUUCCAUUGGGUCUACUAUAUUAUAUUUAAAUGGUAAUGGAUGCAGAAAGAGAAAUAUUUAUAGUGCUAUAGAAAUUAAAAAAAUAAAAAAUUUAAUAAAAAAAAAUAUAAAUAAAUUUUUAAAAAAUGAUCAAGAUAUUAAUAAUAUUCAUCCAUUAAAAAAUAGCCUUUGGAAAAUAAAUACAUAUAAUUGUCUUUUACAAAAAAAAAAAACUUUUUAUAUCCAUAUUUAUGAAAAUGGAACAAUCAAAACUUCAGAUAAUUUAACUGGAUAUUGGUUUUACGAUAAUUAUCACAUAACUUGGUAUAUCGACUACCCAGAUCGAACAGUUUAUCACACUGCAGAGCUUGUGUGGAAUAACGAGCAAAGCAAAAUGGUGAAGGGGGUCAUUUACGAGGAGACAAAAAAAACAAGGUUCCUUCCUUCAUAUAUGUUUAGAAAAAUUUUAUACUCAUUUGAUGGUAGUAUACAUAUUAAUUAA